Molecule: messenger RNA, 590 nt
Organism: Esox lucius (northern pike)
Lineage: Eukaryota; Metazoa; Chordata; Actinopteri; Esociformes; Esocidae
Product: late histone H2A.2.2
Exons: 2
Coding region: 91-504 (137 amino acids)
Cellular component (GO): nucleosome
Molecular function (GO): structural constituent of chromatin; protein heterodimerization activity; DNA binding
Source: RefSeq, a predicted model, not a curated record
UAAAAUAGUCUAUAUUAGGCAUUAGGAUCUAGUCUAUGGUCCUUUCCAGUCUUUGUUAUUCCUACAACCUGUUGGGCAUUAAACCUAAAAAUGUCCGGUCGUGGAAAGAAAGCUGUCACCAAAAAGACCUCCACAAGCCGCUCUUCCAGGGCAGGUCUCCAGUUCCCUGUGAGCAGAAUUGCCCGUCAUCUAAAGAAGGGCCACUAUGCAAACCGCAUCGGGGUAGGCGCAGCAGUCUACCUCGCUGCCAUCUUGGAGUAUCUGUGUGCUGAAGUGCUGGAGUUGGCGGGCAACGCAAGCCGUGACAACAAGAAGGCACGCAUCGCUCCCCGGCAUAUCCAACUGGCUGUACGGAAUGAUGAAGAGCUGAACACGUUGUUGGGUGGCGUCACCAUCUCUGAAGGGGGCGUCCUUCCAAACAUCCAUGCUACGCUGCUCCCCAAGAAGACCAGGCCAACGAAUGACCGCAGCCAAGCCAAAGGGGUUGAGUCUCAAGAGUUUUAAAUGUACCUUGUUUUACUGCGACUGCACGCCUUUUUAAAAUUUGCCUCUGAAUUAUUAAAUUAAAGUAAUAUUGCUUUGACUAUUCA